Molecule: messenger RNA, 894 nt
Organism: Sciurus carolinensis (gray squirrel)
Lineage: Eukaryota; Metazoa; Chordata; Mammalia; Rodentia; Sciuridae
Product: formin-like protein 5
Exons: 3
Coding region: 209-697 (162 amino acids)
Source: RefSeq, a predicted model, not a curated record
GGCACCUGCCGGGGGCAGCACGUGGCCUCCGAGAGCCAGAACUCAGGACUUGGUCCUUCUUGGGAAAGUGGGAGGAAGGUGAGCUGCUAGGAGAUGGUGCUGAGAGCGACUGGAGCCAGGAGGCAGACAGACGCACGGACAGACUCCCCACGAGGACGUGCACUUCGUCUUAACGCUUUAAUUGAGUGGGUGACGUAUACAGCCAGGGAUGCCAAGUGCGGAGUGGGCUGUCUCCACCAACGCCUUGGUUACUGCCCCUCCUGCCACUGCCUCCCAUCUCACCAGAGGCAACAGCCCCCCAAGUGUUCCCUUGUGCCCCUCCCCGCCAAUCCGCCUGCUCCCUGGAGGCCCCCUACCACCGGUUCCGCCUCCUCCUGAACUCCACACGGGGCGUCCAAAGGUCAGUCCGCAGGCGUCGGUGUCUGGUCUCAGCCAAGCUGCUGCUCUUCCUCCUGACCCAGGAGUGCUGUGUCCCUCACCACCCUCGGCAGUGGGACACUUGGCUGCUUUCCGCCUGCUCCCAGCACAGCUGCUUCAGUCGGCUUGCUGUCUUGGGGCCCUGGGGCCUCUCCCCUUGGGCUGCCGUCAGGUGUGGACGGCCCUCAACUGCUCUCUUGCAGACGUCCCCGUCCCUGUGGCCUACAGGAGAAAGUCUAAACUCUCAGGCCUCAGGCUCCAGCCUCCUGUGGAGAAGUGACGUGGACGUCUCAGCUGGUCUCACCCCUUGUUUCCUGGGUGUGUGACCAUCUUCAAGAUGGGGACAAACAUUCCUCCCUGCGGGACUCUGAGGAGUAGGGCACCACCUGGAUACCACGGGAGGGUCCCUGGCAGAGGGCCCGGCCCACAGCAGGCGCCUGGCCACCAGUGGCUCUUGUCCCCUCUUGGCGCGCUCUG